Messenger RNA from Linum tenue, 1293 nucleotides. The record is from the annotation of a GenBank genome assembly. NCBI's taxonomy places the organism in Eukaryota, Viridiplantae, Streptophyta, Magnoliopsida, Malpighiales, Linaceae.
AUGAGCCCUUGUCCUUUCGGCGAAUUGGGAGAUGAUCUCUUGCUAGGAGUUGUUAGUCGUCUCCGGGACUACAUAUCCGCUUGCCGAUGCAAAUCCGUGUGUAAGCGGUGGAACUCGAUUAUCUCCGAUCCCUACUUCUCUCACCGAUUCGUCGCUCACAACAAGGGCCGAUCCGCCGGCGACGAAGAAUUACCACCCCUUGUGACUCCCGACGACAUCCGGAGAUGGAUCUUGAGCUUCCUGCCAGUGCCCACUCCAAUCCAGUUCUGCCUCUCCGUUUUUGACUGCUUCAGGGACUUGCUCUUGCUCUCGUUUGCGCCCCUGAUGGACUACCACAAACUGGUCCGAACGUUCCUGGUCUGCAAUCCGUUUACAAAGCAAUGGGUUGCCCUUCCUUUAGCGCCUCCAAGGCCGAUCGGUGGCCGUGUAUCGAUUGCGAGGCUGGUGUGCCGUCCCUCUAGUUCCGUCGUUACUUUGGAUGCAGGGGACGUUAGCAAGCCAGCAUUGACGCAUCACUUUGAAUAUGAAUUUCGGGUGGUGCGGAUGUCCAGAUUCAAAUCAUCAGUUUCAGAGCUAGAUGUGUUCUGUUCCAAAUCCGGGGAGUGGACCAUGGUGGCUCUUGAUCUUGGCGGCCGAUUAACACCACGAUGGGGUCUCGCCAACACUGUUGUUUCGCUGAACGGGAAGUUGUAUUGGAUGAACACCGGAAGCCAAGUUAUUAGGUGGAACCCUUUCUCACUGGAAGUAGAAGAAGAAGAAGAUCAUGAUGCACUUCGAAUCCCUCGAGGAGUUUCGGACUCCGAGAUUGAGUUCUGCCUCUGCGUCUCACAGGGUGACUUGUGCCUGUUUUUCAUAGAUGGCGUGACAUUUGAGAGUCCAAGAGAUGUCCUGAGUGUUUGGAGACAAGGUUAUGGCAGACGAGGCUGGAGGAGAUAUCAUCAGGUGGCGUUGAACAAGUUAAUGUCUAGGAUUGUUUACGACCAACAUGGUCGCGAAAUUAGACGUUUCGAGUUGGAGUUUUCGAAUGUAGUCGGCCAGCAUCCCGAAAAGUCAGAAAUUGUGUUGGUGGAAUUUUUGUAUCCUAAUGGCCAGAUCGGUGUCUACUCCUGCAACUUGAGGACAAAGGAGCUCAAGUUCUUGUUCGAACAGAAGGAUUAUUUCCAGGGUCACAUGGUGUUUCAGCCUAAGGUAUCUCUCUGGCCUACUCAGUUUUCAAACUACGAAAAAUUGCGAGGCUGCUACGAUGGAAGCUACAGUGGCUGGGUUCAAUCAAGCAACCAGUCAACCUCAUGA